UGGUCUUCCCCUUAUCCUAGUCUUCAUGAUUAUUACAAAUGUUUACGUGGCAGUAAAUAGUGAAUAAGUGAUAACAAAGAAGAAGAGAAAAGUGUUUUUAAUCCAACUUAAAUAAUAAAAAACAUUGAUUAUAACAAUAACAUUAUGGUUUGUUCGAUUUCGUGAAUCAUGCAUCUUUCGAUUGUUUGGUAAUCGGUGGUAAACAGUAGGCGAUUAUUAUUAAAAUUACUUAAUAUACGUAUUUGUGGUAAUUAAUAUUACUAUUAUUAGUUGUUAUGGAAAUUGCGAUUUAUUAAAAUUAUAGAAUUCAAAAGUUCAAAACAAAUAUAUUGACAAGGAAUAACUACGUUAUUGUAGUGUGAGACUGUGAGAAAACAAUAAACAUCAAAGUAAAAUGGUUUACAUAUCUCAAAGUGGAAGUUUACACCAAACUGUUCCCAUGAAGAAAAAAAUUGUUGACACAUUUUGGGGUGUUAUAAACUUUGUUUCAUUUUUUGUUCAAAGUUUAGUAAGGCCUAACUUAACUAGAUGGGGUAAUCAAUAUACAGUUACUUACAGACGUCCUGGUUCUUCUUCAAGCGGGACUGUGAGACCUCAACGACGUUUUGGUGGAUUUGGCCCUAGUACAUCUGCCCCAGCUCCUCCAUCAACAUGUAGUAGCUGUAUGGGAUGAAUGUUUGUUAACCUAAUAUAUUAUAAUUAUUAAUUCACCUAAUCACAAUUACAAUUAAUUAAUGAACGGAUAAAAAUAAUCUAGUCUUAUAUCAGAGUAAAAUGUAUUAUUGAACAUUAAAUAGUAUUUUAUUAUUUUAACUAUAAUUAUCACCAAAAAAUAAUUAUAUUAGUAUGUUAACAUUUUAUUUAAGUAUAAUUUUAUGAUUAUUUGAAAUAUAUCAAAUAUAUUGAAUAAUAAUGGACCAAUAAUUUAAGUAGUUAAGAAUAAUAAAAAAAAAAAAUUGUAAACCAUAAUAGUACAUUAAUCUGUAUUUUAUUACUUAUUUAUUUGACAAGUAUUUGUUUAAAUAUACACAUUAUUAAUAUUAAU
Molecule: messenger RNA, 1045 nt
Organism: Metopolophium dirhodum (rose-grain aphid)
Lineage: Eukaryota; Metazoa; Arthropoda; Insecta; Hemiptera; Aphididae
Product: selenoprotein K-like
Exons: 4
Coding region: 395-673 (92 amino acids)
Source: RefSeq, a predicted model, not a curated record